AUGCAGAGCAGUAGCCACAGGGCCGGAAAAGACGCCUCCCAGGAAGGUCUGGAGUCUGUGGAGUUUCUCGACCAUCUUGCAGAUAUCCAAAUGCAUUGCACGGCAACCAGCCUUCCGGCUCUGUAUGAGGUGGCUGUGAAAGGGAUGAUGAGCUAUGCAGUAAGAAUACCACCGGCGGCCCAAGGGACCGGAAGAGUUGAGCUACAGGAAGGAUCUUCCGAAAUGAACAUGGUGGGACUUCUAACAUAUUUCAUUGAUAUGAUGUAUGGAGAAGGCCUUGUUGUCUCCGAAGUCUCUGUACAGCUAAAGGAUGGCCAUCUUUUUUGCGACUAUUCCGUGGCAAGCGGAUCCGAAUGCCAAAGCCUCUGUGAAAUCAAAGCAGUUACUUUAUGUGGUUUGAAAAUAUUUGAGGAGGAGAAUGUGUUCCAUCUCUACUGCAUCUUCGAUGUUUGA
Molecule: messenger RNA, 453 nt
Organism: Encephalitozoon intestinalis ATCC 50506
Lineage: Eukaryota; Fungi; Microsporidia; Unikaryonidae
Exons: 1
Coding region: 1-453 (150 amino acids)
Source: RefSeq, a predicted model, not a curated record